Messenger RNA from Leptidea sinapis, 1305 nucleotides. Its product is annotated as protein ABHD11-like. The record is from RefSeq and is a predicted model, not a curated record. Gene Ontology annotation, cellular component: mitochondrion. The coding region runs from base 137 to 1057 and encodes 306 amino acids. Lineage: Eukaryota; Metazoa; Arthropoda; Insecta; Lepidoptera; Pieridae. Gene Ontology annotation, molecular function: catalytic activity. The transcript has 4 exons.
CCCAGGGCUAAGCAGCUAUUGUUGUGAAAUGUUACAAAAUAUGGAAAUAUUGAAGCUCCGAACAACCACCAACUGACUUAGAUUGUGAAUAAUUGAAAGCAAAAAAUUUACCCUAUCGUCAAAGUCUAAAAGAAAAAUGUUUUUGAAUAGUUUUAAGCUACACAAUUGCUGCAAAUUAUACAAACAUUUGCAAUCUCCAAGAUAUGUGAAAUUUUAUUCUAAUAAUGUUGAGACCGUUGAUCUUGCUUAUAACAUACACGAUAGCCAUUAUGUGGAUCCCACAAAACCACCCUUAGUCACCUUUCAUGCACUGAUGGGAUGUGGAUCUCUGUGGGAUGAAAUGGUUGAGGAUGUCCAAAAGGAAACAGGAAGGAGAGUCAUUAAUGUGGACGCUCGAUGUCAUGGUGAUAGCCCACGUACAGAGUCGCUAACUUAUAUAGAAACAGCCAAUGAUGCCAUGAAGCUAUUAAGGAAAUUAGAAAUACCCAAAGCUUCUGUUAUUGGACACAGCAUGGGUGGUUUAACUGUUAUGGGUCUAGCACUGCUCUUUCCAGAGCUCGUUUCCAGUUUAAUAGUGGUUGAUGUUUCCCCUGUUAAAAUUCGUCUACCCUUAUCACAUCCCAUGUCUUUUAUGAAGUGUAUGUGUUCCGUUCCCUUAACGUCAAAUAUGACAAUGGCCGAAGCAAGAAAACUAGCAGAUGAUAGAUUGAAAACCCUCACACAGGAUGAAAAAUUGAGAAACUAUGUACUUUCAAAUUUGUACAGGACAGACACAGGAGAAUUUGCAUGGAAAGCACAUUUUCCGACGUUAGUAAGCAAAUUAGAAUCUGAAAUUGCACAAUUUCCGCCAAAUUUCAAAGGACUUCAAUAUUCUGGCCCUACUUUGUUUAUCUGCGGAGGCUUAUCGGAUCAUGUUGCAAAGGAAGACUUGCCGGGCAUAAAAGAAAACUUUCCGCAAGCUGAGAUUAUCUUUAUAGAAGGUGCAAACCAUUGGGUACAGACUGCCAAGCCAAAGGAAUUUCGAGAAACUUUGUGCAAAUUCUUGAAUGAAAAAUGAAUGUAAUUUUUUUAAUUAUCUAAUAUCCAAGUUACCGCCUUAGCAUUAGUAAACAAUAGUAUGUUGUCCGAUAGAAUAUAAUUUAAACUUGUCGCCCAGAUAGUGGACAAUAUUCAAACAAAGUUGUAAGUGAUGAUCUAGUCUGCAGCCAGUUAGUAGAUAGAUAUCAAUUCUAGUUACACGACGAAGAAACUUAAAUUUUGUUUGAUUUUGUUAAAACUCCCAAAACAAUUUACAAAAAAAAGCAU